Daucus carota subsp. sativus is the source of this 1832-nucleotide messenger RNA. RefSeq lists its product as uncharacterized. NCBI's taxonomy places the organism in Eukaryota, Viridiplantae, Streptophyta, Magnoliopsida, Apiales, Apiaceae. Gene Ontology annotation, molecular function: protein binding. The transcript has 10 exons. Bases 199 to 1524 code for a protein of 441 amino acids. The record is from RefSeq and is a predicted model, not a curated record.
GCUAAGCACAAAGACUAUUUAUGCCCCUUUAUCAAUUUAUUAUUAUUUACAAUUACCAAUAAAUAUUAGUACUAGUACAUUAUUAUAAAUCAAUGAAUUAUAAAAAUCGAAAGCUUUUUUGAGGCGAAAUCAAGCGCUCCUCCAAACACAAAAUAAAAUUGAGUGAAGACCCAGAUCUUCGAAUUUGAGCUUAAGAUUAUGGCUGAUAACCAAGUGGAUCCAUAUGACUAUUUUAUGGCUGAUGAAGGGGAUAUGUCUGAUUUCUUGGAUGAUGCUGAUGAGGAAUACUAUGGUGUCGCUGCUGCUAACGACACCGCUCUUGAUGAUUAUGACGUAACCGAUACAUCUGCUGCCCAAGCAAGAAAAGGAAAAGAUAUUCAGGGAAUACCAUGGGAAAGGCUAAAUAUCACGCGGGAGAGCUACAGAUCGACAAGGCUAGAGCAAUACAGGAAUUAUGAGAACAUCCCGUUAUCGGGUGAAGCAGUAGAUAAGGAAUGCAAACGAAUGCAAAAGGGUGGCUCCUACUAUGAGUUUUUUUACAAUACGAGAGUAGUAAAGCCUACUAUUCUGCACUUUCAGCUUAGAAAUUUGGUGUGGGCUACUUCAAAACAUGAUGUGUAUCUCAUGUCUAACUACUCUAUCAUGCACUGGUCAUCAUUAUCCCACAACUUGUCUGAGGUCUUAAACUUUUCAGGACAUGUGGCACCCACUGAGAAACAUGCUGGGAGCUUGUUGGAAGGUUUUACACAAACUCAGAUCAGCACACUUGCAGUAAGAAAAAAUUUUCUAGUUGCAGGGGGCUUUGAAGGAGAACUAGCUUGUAAGAGAUUGGAUAAAAAGGGUGUAAGUUUCUGCACGAGGACCACUUAUGAGGAUAAUGCCAUCACCAAUGCUGUCGAGAUAUAUGACAGUUUGAGCGGUGGAAUCCAUUUUAUGGCAUCUAACAAUGAUUGUGGGAUCAGAGAAUAUGACAUGGAAAAGUUUCAGCUUAUGAAUCAUUUCCGAUUUCCUUGGCCUGUGAAUCAUACUUCCGUGAGCCCCGACAGUAAAAUUCUUGCUGUUGUAGGAGAUGACCUUGAGGCACUUCUUGUGGAUUCCCAAAAUGGAAAGACUAUUUCUUCAGUUGUGGGUCACCUGGACUACUCUUUUGCUUCCGCAUGGCAUCCAGAUGGAAACAUUUUUGCAACAGGUAAUCAAGACAAGACAUGUAGAGUAUGGGAUCUAAGGAACCUUUCAAAGCCUGUUGCAGUUCUUAAAGGAAACAUGGGUGCAGUUCGAUCAGUCCGCUUCUCAUCAGAUGGACAAUUUUUGGUAGUGGCUGAACCUGCAGAUUUUGUCCAUGUCUAUAGUGCACGUGUAGAUUACCAAAAACGUCAAGAGAUCGAUUUCUUUGGGGAGAUUUCCGGGGUUUCUCUCAGCCCAGAUGACGAGUCUCUCUUCAUUGGCGUGUGGGACCGAACUUAUGCAAGCUUGCUACAGUACAAUAGAAUAAAUGAAUUUAAAUACCUAGAUUCAUAUAUGUAACCGGUCCAAGGAAUCUCUAGGAAUAAGGAAUGUAUCAAUCUGCAUGUGAGAGAUUCUUUCUAUUCUAUGAAGCAAAAUGGUCAGCCAAAGGUAACGGAGUCAUUUUUGUUCAAGACUUUUAACGGGAAGAUGUAUAGUUAAAAAACAAUUUCUAGUGUAGUGUGAACCCCUCCAUGUGGUACUGUUGUGUUUGUAAAAUACUCUUGGACUAUGGUGGUUUGAUGAGAUCAAACUAUCAUUGUUACAAUAGGGAGCGAAUAGACGAGUUUAUGUUGGCUGAUAAAAAGUAUGCCUUGAUAUUUGUCUGA